AUGUCGUCACAAUCCCAGCCUGAAAGCACUGCGCGUAGGCGCAAGACUCUGAGAUACAGUGUGGUCUUUUCUCCCGAAGCAAGCACAGAGAGUCUGCGCAUGGACUACGAGCCCAAGGAGAUCUUGGAAGACACGGAUGAUGUUGCCCCAUCUGCACACUCUCGUCUCUGGACUAUCCUAAACACCAUUGUGCUUCAAAUCCUCAGUGUUGGAAUUCUACUACCUCUGGCGUUGGGCUGGAAAAUCGUCACGAGAUGCCUCCACACAUUGGGAUUUCAAAUUCGCGGUGCUCCCUUCCUGCUACACUGUCUAUCCUUUUUUUUCUUUCGACCCUUGGGCUUUAUUCUUCCCUUGCUAGAAAAUGCCCUCAAGAUAGUUACGUGUGGAUACAUCUCGUUCGAUGGUCCCACCUUUCGCCAUUUGGUAGGAAUGACGCUCAAUGGCUUUGGCUUUGCGUGGCAUGCGGUUUUGGACACAUUGGCCACGCCUCCAUCGCAAUGGGCGGGCGCACUGGAGCGAUUCCAAACCUUUUUGGAAGACAAUGGCCUCGAUUUGGAAAUGAAAUUGGCGCUCGGUCCUCGUUUUCUGGAUAAUCUAGCCGUCUACGACGAUGUCCAAGGCAUGUUGGGAUUGGGGGCGGACCGUCGAGUCCAAGACACCAAGUUGGACUCCACCCAACUUGCAAAACUGGAACAACAAUCAUCAUCUCCCCAAAAACAACAACAACAUACCGUCCAUGAGCGAGGCAGCUCAUUUUAUGCAUUUUGCUACGGCCGCCUAUGGAGGCGCCGUCAUUUUUGGGACAUUGUUGGAAACCGACGAUCAGGAAGGAAUCGAUCGAGUCAAUCGCUUGGGGGGCCGGAGCGAUGGCGUUGA
Messenger RNA from Seminavis robusta, 876 nucleotides. The record is from the annotation of a GenBank genome assembly. Lineage: Eukaryota; Bacillariophyta; Bacillariophyceae; Naviculales; Naviculaceae.